AAUCCCAGUACAAGGCCAGCGCUCGCCGCCGCACGCGCUUGCGUCAUGCGAACAAUUUUAAAAUAACCUACAAAUUACGUAUUGUUGUUUAUACAACUACUUUCGGAUUUCGAAGUGUUAUCGAAUCUGAUUGGUCAGAUAUUAUGUCAUUUUAUAGAUUAUGGAGUUGUGGAUUUUGAACUUAUCUUUACGGAAACCGGCUUCGAAGUAUGUUUAACAAGGAGUAUAAGCGAAAUUAAAAGAGAUAUGGUAGUAAUGCUCGAUUUACCGGUGCGUGAGACAUAGUGCGCGUUGUUUGCCCUCGAAAUGAAGAAAAAUAGUAGUGUCAAAAUUUAUAAUUCGUGUGUUGUGAGUGGCACUUGACUUCCUAACAUAAAAAACUACAAUUUAUUUAUUAAUAUUUCAUUUAGAACAAUAACAUAGAGUACAAUAUGUGAUACAGAUUUAAGAAACUGAGGACAAAUCUACUAUCACUUGACAAUUAAAUAAAAUAAUUCUAUUUAAAAAUUAACAAGUACUAUAUACAAGAUGAAGUUCGGCAAGAGAAUAGUGUUGUUUAACCUCUUUGUGAUGAAUUUGGUGGACCAGCCGGCACCAGAAGUGGAGAUUGAACAAGGAGUUCUGAGUGGAAAAAUUAGUCCAGAUGGAAGUUUCUACGAGUAUCUUGGAAUACCGUAUGCAACCACCAACAGCUCCACCAGAUUUAAGGCACCACUACCUCCUCCUUCAUGGAAAGGAGUAUUCAAAGCAAUCGACGAGGUAGACCUCUGCCCACAAAACUCAGUAUUCGGUAUUAUUGGUACUGAAGACUGCUUGAAGAUAAAUGUUUACGUCCCUGUUUACGGUAAAAGACCUCUCCCAGUCAUGGUCUAUGUUCACGGAGGAGCGUUUAUCCUAGGGAGCGGCGGAAAGCUCUUGUACGCACCAGAUUACCUUAUAAAACAUGAUGUUAUUGUCAUAACAUUUAAUUACAGACUUGGAGCUCUUGGUUUUCUUUGUUUAGGAACUAAGGAUGCUCCGGGUAAUGCUGGAUUAAAAGACCAGAUUGCUGCUUUAAGAUGGGUUAGGAAGAAUGUUGCAGCAUUUGGCGGAGAUCCCGAUAAUAUAACAAUAUUUGGACAAAGCGCGGGUGGAACUUCAGUUUCGCUAUUAUUAGCUAGUGAAGCCACUACUGGGUUGUAUAAAAGAGCUAUAGUUCAGUCUGGGUCCUCUCUGUCUAGUUGGGCGCUAAACAGACAGCCUAAAUGGGUGGCGAGUCUUAUAGUUAAAGAAUUAGGACACGACACAAACGAUCCAGAAGAAAUAUAUGAAAUACUGUCCAAAACUUCAUUUAAAGAUUUAGUUAGAACAAAACCCGCAAGACCUCUAGACAAAUAUUUAGAUACACAACUACUACAUCUGCCCUGUGUGGAAAAAUACAUUCCUGGGGUGGAACCAGCUAUAACUGAUUUGCCAAUUAAUUUGCUAACAAACAAACCUAAGACGAAUGUAUCAGUUAUGUACGGAACUACAAGUAAAGAAGGUUUAUUCGUUAUAUCGAAAGAUGAUGACAAAACAGUGAAAGAAAGAGAUGAAAAAUAUAUUUUCGCUUCUGAUUUAGAGUUUCCAUCUGAAAAACAAGCAGAAAUAGAAGAUAAUAAGGUUAGACAGUUUUAUUUUGGUGACGAAAGAAUGAGUAUGAAAAAUAUAUUGAAUAUAUCAGAUAUGUUCACCCAUUUGUAUUUCGAAGUACCGUCGAUUUUGGAGUCAGAGAUAUUGAUGGAAAAUUCAAAUAUGCCUGUUUAUAAUUAUUAUUUUAACUACGCUGGUGGACGGAAUUUUUUGAAAUACAUUACUGGAUUUAAACAUGAAUCAGGAGCGUGUCAUGCCGAUGAACUGUUAUAUAUAUUUCGGGGAAAUCUUUGGCCGUUUCCUAUAAGAAAUAAAGACCAGCAAAUGAUUAACUGGAUGACAAAAUUAUGGACCAACUUUGCUAAAAAUGGUGAUCCUACACCGCCACACGACUCGCAAGAACUUCCUGUUAGAUGGAGCCCCAGCAAGAAAGAAGAUGUCAAGUUUCUACACAUCGAAGACGAGUUAACAAUGGGUAGAACACCAAACCCAAGCGCAUAUCGUUUAUGGAAAGACUUGUAUAAUAAAUAUAGGAAAAAAUAUGUGGAUAUAUAUUAGAUAGA
Molecule: messenger RNA, 2174 nt
Organism: Manduca sexta (tobacco hornworm)
Lineage: Eukaryota; Metazoa; Arthropoda; Insecta; Lepidoptera; Sphingidae
Product: juvenile hormone esterase
Exons: 3
Coding region: 529-2169 (546 amino acids)
Source: RefSeq, a predicted model, not a curated record